UCAAGUCCUCAAUAAGGUUGGACAAGGCGAGUUUUAUCAACACAGUGCAAAUCAAUUCGCCAAUUUUUAAUCAAUUGUCUAUCGAUUCGCUAAAAAAACCAAGUCAUCAUCAUGCUGUGGGGACUAAUAAUCGAGUCAAACAAAAAGUACACGCAGACCAUCGAGCAAAGUUUUCACAUCUCGAUGGCAAGCUUGAAUCUCAGCAAAUCAUCUGCUGGUCAAAUCCAAGUGAGCGUUUUUGAUCAUGAAUCCGAGUCAAAUUACCUGUUGUGUACACUGCACAAAGAAUCACAUUGGCAGCAGCCAUUGGACUUGAAUUUUGCAGCAGGUCAGAAAAUUUCUUUCUCCUGCAAUGGCAAUGGCCAUGUCCACCUGACUGGCUACCUGAUUCCCGAGGACGAUGACGACGUAUUUGAUAAUGAAAUGGAUGAUGAAUCUGAGGAAGACGAGGAUAUUCCUGUCCUCAUGCCAAUUGAAAAGAAAAGGAAAGCCAAGCCAGAGAAUACAGAGUUGAAAAAGUCAAAAAAGUCCAAGUUGGAAAACUCUGAUGAAUCCAAUGAAAUCGAUGAAUCUGAUUCUGAUGAUGGUGAAGGUGUAAUGGGACCACUAAGUUUUAAUAACGAAUCAGAUGAAGAUGAUGAUGACGACGAUGAAGAUGGAGAAGAGGAGGACAAUGAUGAUGAAGAGGAGGAAGAUGAAGAAGAGAAAAAGAAAAAUAAAACAACCAAAAAACCUGCAAAGAACCAAGCGUUGACCAACGGAAAAGAUGUACAGCUAGAAAAGCAAACGAAACAACAAAAGAAAAACAAAGAGAAGAAAGAUGAUAACAAAGUAGAAGAAAAGUCAGAUCAACAGCAACAGAAGAAAAAAACAGUCGAAGGUGGAGUUCAAAUUGAAGAAGUUCGAGUGGGACACGGUGCCCCAGCUAAACCUGGAAAAUAUGUGGGAGUUUACUACGUAGGAAGGCUGAAGAAUGGCAAGAAAUUUGAUCAAACCACAUCUGGAGAUGGGUUUAAAUUCAAACUUGGAAAAGGCGAAGUUAUCAGAGGAUGGGAUGUUGGUAUCGUAGGAAUGAAGGUCGGUGGUAAAAGAAAAAUUGUUAUUCCGCCAGGCAUGGGAUACGGGGCCAAGGGAUCUCCUCCAGUCAUUCCACCCAAUAGCCAACUUAUAUUUGAAGUCGAACUCAAAUCUGUGAAUUAACAGGUGUGCUGUUCUGGCAUUUGUAUUAUAAAUUUCAGAAUUUUUACUUUAACUUAUAGCAAAAAUCAAUCACAAAUAUUAAAUUCUUUUACAUAACUAUUUUUUCACUUAAUGUACUUAUAGGAUAAUAUUGAAUUUCUACCAAUUUUAAAUAGUGUUUAUUAAAUAACUUUUUUUAUUCUUGUUAUAAAUAAAAUAUCAAUAAUGACAACGUCAUAGUUACUAGAGAAUAAUGUCUUGAAAUAAGUGUUUGAUAAUAAAAAUCGAUGAUGAUAA
Messenger RNA from Copidosoma floridanum, 1476 nucleotides. RefSeq names its product FK506-binding protein 39kD (gene Fkbp39). Lineage: Eukaryota; Metazoa; Arthropoda; Insecta; Hymenoptera; Encyrtidae. Gene Ontology annotation, molecular function: peptidyl-prolyl cis-trans isomerase activity. Gene Ontology annotation, cellular component: chromatin; nucleolus. The record is from RefSeq and is a predicted model, not a curated record.